Molecule: messenger RNA, 1703 nt
Organism: Effrenium voratum
Lineage: Eukaryota; Dinophyceae; Suessiales; Symbiodiniaceae
Source: the annotation of a GenBank genome assembly
UGAUGAGUAUGAUGCUCGCGUUUAGGCUCUUAAAGCUUCCCUGCAUCUUUGCCGCUAGCACAACACCCAAUGGAGAUGCUGCGAAUUCUGGUGCUCCUGCUAACUCCUUGCCUGGUUGCAGCAAGGAGCAGCAAAAGAGGCAUCGCAAAGGCCAACCUGGCCGAACACCAGCUGCACGCACUGAAGCAGGGUGUGUCCUGGGGCUACAACUGGCAAAUAUCUCCGCGCAGCCAGUGGCACCACGCAGGCAUGGACUUCUUCCCAAUGGUGCAUGAUGGCGGCUUCCCGCGCUGGGGCGGAGGUGGCAACUUCCGGGCUUUGCUCGGCUUCAACGAGCCUGACAUCCACACGCAGGCGCACAUGAACCCCUGGCAUGCGGCAGCCAUGUGGCCGGAGGUGGAGCGUGUUGCUCGCAACCUCGGCGUGCAGAAGCUGGUUAGCCCGGCGAUGUGCGGUGACAUUGGCAAGGGUAUGGCCUGGAUGCAGCAAUUCCUGGAUGCUUGCAAGGGGUGCCGCGUGGAUGCUAUUGCCAUCCACAGCUACUGGUGCAGCCUGGGGGGCGUGCAGAACCUCAUCAACAGCUACAAGCGCUUCGGCAAGAAGAUUUGGCUCACCGAGUUUGCUUGCGCAGCUCCUGGAGUGGACGUCUCAAUGCAGGGCCAGAUCAAAUUCAUGAAAGAGGUUGUUCCGUGGCUGGAGCAGGAAGAUGUCGUUGAGAAGUAUGCUUGGUUCAGCUACUUCACGCACGAGUGGUCGUAUGGUAUCACCAAUCCCAAUCCGGACGCCGGCCUGGUGGACUGGAAUGGUGGACUUUCCGAGCUUGGCCGAGUCUACGUCAGCCUAGGUGAGAAUGGUCGACGCCUGGCAGACAGCAACGCAACCAACGAGACGGCUGCUCUUGAUGCAGACUUCAACGAGACACAGCCAGUGUUGGUCUAACCAUGCAGACGUGAGCCUUUGCUCUUUCUCCUUGAAUGACCUGGGCCACGCAUGAUGGUUGGUGAACCGGCACGGGUCGGCUGAGUGUAUCAAGAGUUUGCAAUAGGUGAUAAGUGACAAUUGAAAGUCGUGCCGCUCGUGUAAAUCCUCAUUUUGAGCAGCCUAGCAGUGCGCUUUGCUGCGGAAUUCUGCCAGCCCAUGAACAUCAUGGCAUGAUCACAGAUUGCAAUUCAAGCUGCAGGUUUUGGCUACUUGCACGGCGCAUCAGAUCUUUAAUGGAUUCAGGUGCAAUUCUCUGAGAUGGAAAUACCUCAAAGCUGAAGGACAAUAAACUUCAGCAGAGGCCAAGUUCAUCCUUGUGGUGGUACAAAGCCACAUUUUUCUGGAUGGACUACAAAGCAGCACUCAGCUGCAAAUCUGCCCUGCACAUUCCGCAUAUUGAGCGGACCGCAUAUUGAGCGGACAAUUCGGAUGCUUGAUGGAUGCCUUGUUUUCGAGCUAAAAUAUGCUGCGGUGGCCCUAAGUAUUGCAAUAGUUUGCGUCUGAGCAUUCACAAUAUUUGGAGAUAAUUUUAGUGCUGAGUUGGUUCUUGCAUUGUGCUUGCAUUGGAUGCGUCUGAGAGGGGGGACUGGCUGCCCUGACGUGUGCUUGACUGCAGCCCGAUGGGACAAACAUUUAUCGAAGACAGUCGGCAGUUGUGUGGUUUCCUGUACUUUGCAGUCCCUUGCGUUGGGUUCUUUGUGGAAUGCGGAUACAAUGCGGUA